AAAUAAUAGAAAAGUACUGUGGGAUCAUCGAGGAGCGAGGGAACCCAAGGCCAAAUGCCUCAACUCAACCCUCUCACUCUCACGCUCUCAUACUCAUUCGCUCACUCGCUCACCCUCUAGGGUUUUUUGGAAUCAGAAAACGAAAUAGGGUUUUAGCGGAACGAUCAUGGCACCAGCUAGGGUUUUCGGGGCAAUCGCCGGCAGAGCGUUCAUGGCGGCGGCGGCGAAGAGCGCGGCGAAGAAGAAACCCGCUCCGUCCAGCGGAGCCGCUGCGAAAGCCGCUGUGAAGAAGACGGCCGCGCCCAGGACCACCAACUCCGGCAUACAGAAGGUGGUUCCGGUGUCUUCCGAGCUCGGAGACUUCCUCGGCGCUCCUCAAGUGUCCCGAACCGAAGCCGUCAAGAAAGUCUGGGCCUACAUCAAGCUGCAGAAUCUUCAGAAUCCAGCAAAUAAGAAGGAGAUCUUUUGUGAUGAGAAGCUGAAGACCAUUUUUGAGGGGAAAGAUAAGGUUGGGUUCACAGAGAUUGCUAAAUUGCUGUCUAACCAUUUUGUGAAAUCAGUCUGAUAUUUUGCUUUGAUGGUACUGUUACUGAUGGUAACUGGUUCUAGUACAUUAAAUAGGUCAUUUUGUCUUCAAGUACAUGGUCUGUGACCAACCGCUAAGAAACAUGGAAAUUUGUUGUAUCAGACUUAGUUUUUUUAUUUUUAUUUUUUUAAGGUGGUGUUAUUUGUUCCACUGUCUUGUUUCACAUUGUUGGGGUUUUAGUAUAUAUGCAUGAUAUUUCCAA
Glycine soja is the source of this 788-nucleotide messenger RNA. Its product is annotated as protein TRI1-like. The record is from RefSeq and is a predicted model, not a curated record. Lineage: Eukaryota; Viridiplantae; Streptophyta; Magnoliopsida; Fabales; Fabaceae. The coding region runs from base 167 to 565 and encodes 132 amino acids. Gene Ontology annotation, cellular component: nucleus. The transcript is spliced from 2 exons.